AUGGCUGCAGCUUAUGCAGCUUUAGUUUCUCUCACUCACACUCUUGAUCAGAUCCUCCUCCACCCACCUCCCACCCUUCACAUCAAUUUUGACAGAAAACAGAUUCAAUCUCUACGAGAUAAGGCCGAGUACAUUUUGGAAGAUUUUUUCAAAAAUUAUACAAGUAGUGGAGGCAACAAAGAGAUGGAAGGCUUGGAGACGAUGAUCGGUGAUGCAGCAUAUGCAGCAGAAUAUAUUGUUGAGUUCAAUGUGAUGAACCAAAUUCUUGGAAGAUCUUCAGCCGAUAGAGAAGAAAGCUCCAAUUUCUUGUUUGAAGCUGUAGAAAUUUCAAUACAAGAGUUCCUUUUCAUUGAGAAAAAGUUGGUGAAAUUGAAGAAAGAUAUGCAACGACCUAAUAACUACUACUUAACAACAACAAAAGCUAGUUCUUCUUCUUCAUCAAGGCCUCUUCUUCCGGCCGGUGGCAAAAACAACAUGGUGGGAUUCGAUGACCACAUGGUUGAAAUCAUGGGCGCUCUCUCCACCAACGAAUCUAAUCUUCGGAUCAUCUCUAUUGUAGGAAUGGGAGGCAUAGGUAAGACUACCCUUGCCACUAAUGUUUUUAACAAUCCCUUUAUUGUGGAGCACUUUCAGCUACGUGCUUGGUUUACGGUAUCCCAGGAAUAUACUUACAAGAAGAUUCUCCUAGGCCUUUUGCAUCAGAUCAACAAUACAUAUCGAAAUGCACAUGAGAUCGAUGAUGAUGAUGAUGAUUAUGCAAUAGGAGACAGACUGCACAAAACUCUAUUUGGGAGGAAGUAUUUGAUAGUAAUGGAUGACAUGUGGGAUAUCAAAGCAUGUGAUAUGGUAAAAAGGUUCCUUCCUGAUAAUAAUAAUGGAAGUCGAAUCUUGGUAACUACUAGGCUGAUGAAGUUGGCUGUAGAUAUUGGAUCUUGUAGCCCUUAUCAACUGAAUCUUCUAGAAAAAUCACAGAGCUGGGAUUUACUCCGUGAAAAGAUAUUUGCAGAAGAACGUUGCCCCGAUGAAUUGGAGGGAACUGGAAAAAGUAUUGCGACAAAAUGCAGAGGACUUCCAUUAGCCCUUGUUGUGAUUGCUGGGGUUCUUGCAAAGUCCAAGACGGAAGAACAUUGGGUGUCAAUUGAAAAAGAUGUAACUUCAGCAGUAAACAAUCAAGAUGAUGAGUCCUGCAUGAAGAUACUAUUGUUGAGCUAUAAUAACUUGCCUAUACAUCUAAAGCCUUGUUUCCUUUACUUUGCCGUGUUUCCUGAAGAUCAUAUCAUCAUAGCGGAAAGGCUGGUCAGGUUGUGGGUUGCUGAAGGAUUUAUUAGGCAGUGUGGGCAUAAAAGCUUAGAAGAAAUUGGAAAGGAGUACUUGGAGGAUCUUAUUGAUCGAAAUCUCAUUUUGGUCGAUUGGCGGUUAGAUACGGGAGAAGUGACAUACUGCAACAUUCAUGAUGUUUUAAGUAACCUAUGCAGGAGAGAAGCUCAGAAAGACAAUUUUAUUCUCUCGUUCGCUAGAAAGCUUUAUAACCCCGAUAUUUUAACUUUCAUGAAGAUCACACCACGUCUCAGCAUUAAUGGCGGAAAGUGGAAAGGGACGAAACAUAAGCCAUAUACAUCACAGAUACCUACACGGUCUUUGUUAUGCUUCUCUAAAGGGGCUUCAACUGAUUACACGGCUCGUCGGUUUCCAUUACUACGAGUAUUGGAUGUAGUUGAUAUAUAUCCCAAAGAUGAGAUUCUACAGCUAAUUAACUCAAGGUAUGUUUCUUGCAUGUGUCCGAUGAUGUCGAUGUCGUCUUCAAUAUCCCGACUUUGGAGCCUACAAACAUUAGUUGUUGAUGGAGAGUUGAUUCUGCCAGGUGAGAUAUGGCAGAUGUCCCAACUUCGACAUGUUGUGGCCAACUCUAUUAUCUUGCCCGAUCCUCCGCCUCCAGAUAAUGUCCAGAAAAUCAUACUUCUUGAAAAUUUACAAACACUUUCAAGAGUCGCAGAUUUUGAAUGCACUGAAGCGGUAAUUAAUAGAAUCCCAAAUGUGAAGAAGUUGGAAAUUGUUUGUGGGACAACUGGAUCUAAUUGUUUAAGGAAUCUUGGACUUCUCCAUAAACUCGAACAACUUUACCUGGAAUUAAUUACUGGUACUCGUUGUUGUGGAGAAAUUGUCUUCCCAAGUUCACUUAAAGGGUUGAUAUUAAGUGAAUGCAAGAUUCCUUGGGAAGAUAUGUCAGUUGUUGGUUCUUUGCCCAACCUUCAAGUUCUCGAGUUGCGCAAAAAUGCUGCUAUAGGGAAAAAGUGGAUUCCAAAAGAAGGGGAGUCACUCGACUGA
Molecule: messenger RNA, 2325 nt
Organism: Erythranthe guttata (spotted monkey flower)
Lineage: Eukaryota; Viridiplantae; Streptophyta; Magnoliopsida; Lamiales; Phrymaceae
Source: RefSeq, a predicted model, not a curated record